AUGCAGGCUGAUGGUCCGCUCUAUCGAAGGUGGUGGAAGGUGUGUCUGUUCCCGAGGUGCUGCUUGCCUUGCAACGCUGUCUUGCACCCGUGCCGUGCGAGUGUGUCCCAGAAUAAGACAAGAUAUCGACAGGAUGGCUUCGAUUUGGACUUGACGUACGUGACGAGCCGAAUUAUCGUCCACGGCUUUCCCUCUACCGGCGUAGAACACAUCUACCGGAAUCCUCGAACCGAGGUGCAGCGACUGCUCGAAAAGUAUCACAGGGGUCACUACAAGGUGUACAACUUCGCGAAUGAGCCAGGCCGGACGUACCCGGACCAACUCUUUCAGGGCCGCGUGGAGAGGUACCCCUUCUCGGAUCAUACGUGCCCCCCCCUGGAGUCCGUGGUGAAUUUUUGCGAGAACGCUAAGGCUUGGCUGGACAUGGAUGAGAACAACGUGGUGUCUCUUCACUGCAAGGCGGGCAAGGGUAGGGCGGGCAUCAUGGCGGCAUGCCUGUUGGUUCGAUUGGGAGAGACAGCGGCCGAUGCAGUGUCGAAGUUUGAUGCGACGAGGGUUUCCGAUCUGAAAGGGCUCACCGUGGUCAAUCAGCGCAAGUGGCCGUUCAUGUACGAGAGGCUCGUCAAGGAGGUGUGGGGCGUGCGGGAUAGCAUCGGGAUGGUGCCCGGGCAGGACCCUGAUCUGAGGGCACCAGCUCUCCGAGCGGCGUGCCUCCGAGAGGUCUCGCUUCAGUUUCAGCCACCGGCGCCGGGGAGCAGGAAGAGCGGCGUCUUCCUGCCGAACCUGUCGUGUGCCAUCUAUCAGCAGCAGCCGAUGGGCAAGACGCUCGUCCAUCGGACCAAGAUGGUGCAGGUGGCACCGCAGGAGGGGGAGCUGGGGACGGUCUACGCGGCAGCUCUGCCUCGUAGCGCGGUGGUGCAGGGCACGUUCCAGGUUCUGAUAAGCGGGACUGUCGGUGUUUCCCGCACCCAUAAGAACGUGAUCGAUUUCUGGUCGAACACCACCUUCCUCACACCGGAAGGUGGCGGCCACACGUUCGGUCUGUCAGAAAUGGACGUUUCUCCUCCUAAGCUGGCGGAGCGGCUCCACCAAGCCGCAGCAAAACUCGUGGUUCUCCACGUUCAUCCCCACGCUGAAAGCCCCCGCCGACGGAUGCCUGUGAAGUCCCGAGCACCCCCGCCGAGUGUACCAGCCGUACAGCAGCGGGUGCCUGUGACAGCUGCCGCUGAGGCAGCUGCGCCUGCUACGGCGGUCAACGGCGAGGGAGCGCGAGAGGAAGCGACUGGAACGCAGCAGCAACCACGUCGUGGCGAGGACGGCGAGGAGUUGGGUUCGAGCGUGUCGGGACGAUCACUACCCCAGGCGCCCGCCCCCAAAGAGGACGGGGGCGCGGGUAUCGCGAACAGCGUUGGCGGCGAAGGAGGUGGCAGCGGGAGCGGGAACGAGGCGGUUUUGUCGUCUACCGGGGGAGGCGAUUCUGCAGGAGGCGUUCCAAGUGCCAACCCGGAAGAAGCGGCGGCAGGAGAAGCGGCCGACGGCGGGGGCACCGCCGUUGCUGUCGAGAGGCACGAUGACGGUGGCUCCUCGAGCAACGCGCCGGAGGUGUCUGCCUCCGAGCCGAACAACCAGGACAGCCUCGCUGAACCGUCUCCCGACCUCCCGGGUCCCUCGCCCGCGGGCAUGGUCUCGCCGGUCUGGACUUUCGAAGGCCGCACCCCUUCCAACAAGGUGGAAGCCUCCGGCAGGGCGAUCGGGGACUCGAGGUGGACGCAGCGCAAGAUGUGGAUGAGUAACCAGGGGACGUCCUCGGGCGGGACUUCCACUCCGACGCGCAACGCGUCCCUCAACGCGGUCGCGCCGGAGGCGAAGCCGAGGGAAGAGAGGCGGGCCUUGCAACGGAGGCACUCGGGUUCGCGAUCGAUGGACUCGCUCGGAAACUCUGUCGGUUCAACCGUCGCACCAACCGGCACAUCAAGCUCGAUGCGCGGCGGGGACAGGGCUGCCCCGGCGCCGAAAGGCUUCCCGGUGCACCGUGGGGAGACGGACUCAGAGUCGGACGAUCAGCUGGCGGUUCGAGCGUCGGCGUUCGGGCCGGCCGGGUCGGGGAUGGGACCGGUGUCCGUUCAGGGCGAGCAGUGGGCGAUGGAGAUGGAAAUGGUGUUUGCGCAGGAGCGGAGGAGAUGGGAAGAGCAUCAGCGCUGCUUGGAGACGGAGCUGGAUUGGGCCUUGGCUGCUCGCGCUCGGGCAGAGGCAAGGAGCGAAGAGGACAGUGCGAGGGUAGAGGUGCUCGAGGGCAGGGUGUCUGCGUGGCGCGACGAGUACUCGGUGAUCGGGCGUGACGUGAAGCAGGCGGUGAGGCUGCUAGAGAUGAGCUUGUCGGGCUUGAUGUCGGCGGAGACCGCGCUCAACAUCUGGAGGGAUGAGAUCCCGUCCAAGGCGUACGACGAGAUUAUGGGCUGCCUGACCAAGGGCGAUAUGGCGCUGUCAAGCACAGCUUCAUCUUCGGAGAAGGAGUGAGACAGGGCGGGAGGUAGAGAGAAGAGAGAGAGAUGCGCUGCUAGAAGCAACACAGCAAGAACGCGGCAGCUCUCGGCGUGACCUACGAUAGCUCCUUGGCCCCCCGGCAUAUCGUUCCUUUGCUCUCUCGCUGUGCGCGUCUCUGUAGGAUUAAUUUGGUGUUUGAUCGCCUCGGGUCCUUGAGGUGAACGAACGAAAAGGUGCGCGGGCGGGCCCCCUUUUACCCGUCCUAUCUCCGUAGAAGCUUGUACCAUGUAUGUAUGUAUGGCGGUUUGGCGCACCCUCAAAUGUGAGUUUAGCGGCCAUGCCCACUCGAAUCGAGUGUCUCGGCUUGCCUGGGCAGCCAGCUACCUUGUUGUUGGACUCGGCGAGUCGGCCGGUCCGUUGUGCUUGGGAUACAUCGCGGGCAUGAUGAACGGCCGUGCAACCUACGGCGGUUUUGGCGCGGCGCGUUUGCUUGUUUUUAUUUUCCCUCUUGCGCAUGCCAGGCGACCUUCAGCACUGGAAUAAUAAUAUAAUUCCCCGUUGCAAGAAGUAAUGAGUCUCUUUCGUCCCUUUUGUGUGUUGAACAUGGAGGUUUCCCCCUGUUUUUUCGAUUUGCGGUGUACUCUUGGUUUUUUUAUUUGCGUGCCCUCUUUGCUAUCCUCCCCCCCCCCCCCCCCCCCCCUGCCCCCCCGCCCCCCCCGGACCAGUCACCACACAUUUUCUUUAAUUUCUACCGAUUGUUAACAUUACGUUUCCCGUGAAACAGCCUUGGAGGAGGUCGUGUUGGUAUCAUAGGCCAGCCGGCGCCUCGUAGGCUGGACGGCUUGUCAUCUUACUUUGUUCACGGUCAAUGGUCUAGCCAACAGGGGGGGGGCACUGCUUUCUGCCCUUUCCGCGUUCUUGGGCUGCCACGACCCCAAUGCGUGAUAUGUACCUCGAUCUGGUGUAGACUCUGCGAGCCAUGUGUGUGUGCAUAGCAUAUAGGUUGUGUGCAAGGUGUGUGCAUGCUGUAUGUCCGUUACACGCAUGCGUGAUGUAACGCGUGUGGACAUUCGUAGAUACGAGAGCGUGGCGUGCCACCGGACACGAGGGUGUAUGCUUAGAUCGUCGACCGCUGCGGUGUGGCGGGGACUUUGGUGUUUUGUGUAGCGGAAUGUCAUCUCGGGGCGUGUGAAGCAGUUAAUCUACCUGUUUGUGCGAAUGUGUUGAUGUGAAGCAGAGGGUCAUCAACGGCGAUGCGACUCGCUUGUUUUUAUCGUCCUCUAUAUCUACCGUAGGUUGGUGUCAGAUGAAUGAGUGAUGGGUGAGGGUUUUAGGGUGGACGGACAACCGCAUAUCCUCCGUUUAAGUAGUUUCUUGGAAAUAUCGUGGACGAUGCUAGCUAGUGUUUUUCAGCGUACCUGGUGUGUGUUCCGUCGUGCAUGCGGUACGCCAGGGUAUAUUAAUGGCCUUUUUUUUUGUCAGCGAAGCCCGCUGUAGCGAGGAGAGGCAGCACCCACCUUCCUGAGUAGAUCCUGAGUAUAUUUCAUGUCCCUGUUGUGCUUGCUUGCCGGUAGCGGAUUAUCGUCGGAGGUAGGGUAGCAUGUUUCUAGCACGAUCGAUUCAGCAGUAUAUGUCGAGGGUAGGCCUUAGGUUGUUUUUUGGUCCCAGGUGUGGUAGGUGCUUAUUUUGUUUAUUCGACGUGCGUGUGAUGAUGUGGUUUGCAUCGAGCGGCGGUCCGAUCCUUUGCCACACGGCAAAAGCUCGGCAGAGCCGGCGGUGCAAAACCGGCAAGAUGGGCCAGAGAGAAGAUGUAAGGCUCAGCGAGGUGUGAAAUCCACUGCCCGCGAAAGAAAGGUGGAAGGCGCCACCACGCCGGCGUGUAGUUUGUUGUGACCCCCUUGUGUGUUUGGCGCAAAGACGCAAAGUGGGCCACGCGCGCACGUGGCCAUUGCAGGUGAAGCAUGAUGAAGUGUAUCCCUCGAGAAAGGAAAUGCGUGUGGAAUCGAGAGGAGGGCGUUGGACAAACAAAAAAUGGAAAGAUGACAGUAAAAAAAGUACUUGAACG
Messenger RNA from Ectocarpus siliculosus, 4549 nucleotides. The record is from the annotation of a GenBank genome assembly. NCBI's taxonomy places the organism in Eukaryota, Phaeophyceae, Ectocarpales, Ectocarpaceae.